CAAUACGUCCCUAUCUUUCCGAUUUGUUUCGUAUCUACCUGCUACCUACCUCCUAUAUCGCUAAUACAACCUAUAAACUUAUCCACAUGUCGAACACUCGAGUUGACUGAGUCGUAAUGGAGGAUCCGAUAGAAACUAAUGAGCAGGGCGAGCGGCGAAAAGCCAGACGGACUGCAAACGCCUGCCAACCCUGCCGUCAAAGCAAGAUAAAAUGCUCCGGCGACGACCCUUGUCAGAACUGUAAAAGACGGUCUAUUCGAUGUCAUUUUGCUGAAGGAGGCAAUAAAAUCAUUGUGUCUGAAAAGUAUCUACAACAGUUACAAAAACAAGCAGGGGAAAAUUUGCGCUCCCCAUCCGCAAGCAACCCCGAAUCACCAACACGAGCUGAAUGCCAAUAUCGCUCACCCGUCACAAGACCCUCGCCAUCAACCCAAUCCCGCGGGCCGUCGCCUGUACCGCGUAUGGCCACCUCGCAAGGCGUGCCAUCAAUGAGACGAAGAUGCUCCACCAAUUCUACGUUUACGUAUAACAGGAACGCUAGUGAUAGUGGUGUUGAUACCAGCCUUGUUUCCCCAGCGCCUACUAUUGACGUCUCCCAACGACCUGAAAUAUCCUCUGGUCCCGCUACCGUACCCGAAUACCAUCAUGUUAAUUCGUCACUUCGGGUUUGGUCUAACCCAUUUAUAACACCAUCCAAGAUCAUCAAGAAUACUUGCAGAAAUAGACGAACUUGGAUAUGGCUUGCUCCAUGGUCGACAUGGUCGUUCACGAUUAGGUUGAUGCUUAUGCUUCGCGAGAAGCUACACCCCGAAGAUCCUUCGAUCCCGUCCUGUCUAAUCGACCCUGACUUAUGGACCUUAACAUGGAGGACUUCAUCAUCGGAUCUUCCCGAUUUCAGCGGUUUGCCCUCAGUAGAACAUGCUAUCUUUCUUCUUAAUACUGUCAAAUUCCACAUCGGGCAGACAUAUCGAUUCUUCAAUGAAUCAGAGAUGGAGAGUCAGAUACGAAAUUUUUAUUCCAACGCUCUCCACAAGGCCGGCGAAUGUCGCCUAUGGUUCGUCAAGUUUCUUCUAAUUCUUGCCUUUGGGACAGCAUUUCAGGCACCUCCUACUACUAGCCAAGAGCCACCCGGCGCCAAGUUUUUCACGCGCGCGAUGGGCCUCUUACCCGACCCCUCUUCCCUCUGGAAAGAUAGCAUAUUAGCAAUCGAGGUCCUAGCCCUUGUGGGACUUUAUCUAUUCUCAAUUGAUGAAAGGGAGUCAGCAUAUCUUUAUCUUGGACAAGCAGUACACAUCGCCUUAUUCGAAGGGCUUCACACCCAGUUACCAGAACACGACCUGGGCGUAGAAACCGUCGGUACGUGCCGCGACUUAUGGUGGACACUGUACCUCAUGGAUAGACAUUUUUCAUCCUCUGUUGGACUUCCCAUGUCGGUACAAGACAGCGAUAUUACUACCCCUGUCAAUCCACCCAACUCAGGUUCACGAGGAGAAAGUUUCCGCACCCUCCAAGUAAACCUCUCACACUUAUUAUCAGUUAUAUUAACUACGGUAUAUAAACCAAAAAUAACCCCUCUAGCGACAUUUCUGGAACAGACAAGAUCCAUUCUGCAUACAUUAGCGCAUCAGGCCCAGGAAAUAGAAAGGAUUGUUUGCCUUAUGCAAAACUCAGUGGGAACCAUGCCUCGAGAUACGCGUCACCUGACGCUAAUGUAUCAUCAGUGUGUCAUUGUUGCCACGCGCCCACUUCUUCUAUCGGUUCUCAAAGAAAGAUUGGAUACGUUGGGAUACCCAGGUGAUGAGAACUGCGAAACUUUUCUAGCCCAGACAGGAACUGUCAUCUCUAUAGGCAUUAAAUCAGCUGCCAAAUCGCUCCGCAUUUUAACAAGCGAAUAUAGUCUUUUAGAAGCAUUUCUACCGUAUGAUGUUGAAUUCACUUUCGGGGCCGCUCUCCACCUAACCAUGGCUAACGCUAUUUUCCCUGGUAUUUUCGAUUACCAAAGCUGUCGCCAGCUAGCACAUCAAACCUUGGAUGGCUUAAUAUCGAGAGGAAACCGAGUGGCUCGAGCGAGGCAACUAGAGUUAUGCCAUCUGGAGAUCUUGUAUCAAGAGUUGGCGGCCAAAACUCAACAACAGGGUCAUCAGAUGCUGCACCUCUUUUGCCCGGAGGGAACGAUAGUUGACCCUAUGAGAAGAGAAAAUCAGGAUCAUAGCAGGGUUCUCAUGACAGAGAACGAUCCAACCACACUAACAGCUGCUGCGGAUCCGGGGCAUCCGUUACACCCCUUAAAUCCGCAUGUAACAAGUAACAUGGAGUUUCUUGACAAUAUUGGUAUCUCAUCCGAAGAAUUCCUUUCCAUCGUGCAAGAGAUAGGGGAUCCAGGGACUCUCCCAGAGAAUAUGUUGACAUUAGUUUAGUGGGUGGCGCGAACAUAGUGGGGAUUGAUUGCCCCUCGCUUAACGAGGGGGGGUCGGGUUAGGGGGCAGACGAUAGCGUAUUACCGCUAAAAUGUUAGCGCAUGAAGCACCAAAUCCAGAUGAGCUUCAGUGAACAGCUCCUAAUAAUUUCAGAAAUACGGCGCACAAUUACAGGUUUAAUACUCUUUGUAAGAUUCCAGGUUUGAAUCAUACUUAUUUUUGUACAAUUCGUGGUUGAAAGUCGCUUGCUACCUAUGUGUGAGUGACCUAAGUAUUUCAAAACACACCUGAACCAGAGGGUUUCUCAUCCCCUCUGGCGAUGCUUAAUUCAUCUUGAAUAGCAUGUUGAAGCGCUGUAUAGUCCGUAACGGAGACAAUCAUGUCAUAGCCAUACCCCGCAAAUUCCCUCGCUUGUUGCGCGUCCUUACAGUAUAUACCACAUUUCUUCCCUGCCUUGCGAGUUGCGGCUAAGAUUCUUGCUAACGCUGUUUUCAACUCAGGGCCGAUAACACCUUUCUGUACGGGAUGUCCGAUGUUAUUACCUAUAAGAAUUAGAAUUAUCUUUCG
Molecule: messenger RNA, 2984 nt
Organism: Hypoxylon trugodes
Lineage: Eukaryota; Fungi; Ascomycota; Sordariomycetes; Xylariales; Hypoxylaceae
Product: fungal-specific transcription factor domain-containing protein
Exons: 8
Coding region: 117-2417 (766 amino acids)
Biological process (GO): DNA-templated transcription; positive regulation of transcription by RNA polymerase II
Cellular component (GO): nucleus
Molecular function (GO): zinc ion binding; DNA-binding transcription factor activity, RNA polymerase II-specific; sequence-specific DNA binding
Source: RefSeq, a predicted model, not a curated record